Messenger RNA from Funneliformis caledonium, 2301 nucleotides. The record is from the annotation of a GenBank genome assembly. Lineage: Eukaryota; Fungi; Glomeromycota; Glomeromycetes; Glomerales; Glomeraceae.
AUGACUGCAAAUACACGGUCUAUAAACAUCAAGGGCGUUGUUUCUAGGAAAACAAGAAGUGAAAGCAAAUUUUUUGCAAGUACUCCAAGUUCUGAGGAUAAUUCUUCGACUGAAGAUACGACAACUUUAUUAACAACGCAAAUAAAAAAACCCUCCCGAGAUAAAAAUGUUAUUGACGAUUUGUUUACUAAUGAAGAAUUAUCUAGUCACACAAAAGGAUUUCCACAAACUCCAGGAUCCUUGGAUACGUUUGCAUCAAAUAAUGGAGCUCUUGUGUUUAAGGAUGAUAAUCAACAUUCGAUCGAAGCUGCCAUGGGAUCCUCGAUUCCUUUCCAAGUAGCAUCCCAUUAUACUCGUGACUACGAGAGUAUUCUAGAGAGUAAACGACGUCAAGGUCGUUUGUUAUUAGUUUCGCUACUGGAAAACUUUUGUUUAUUAUAUGAUACGAAUCCUGAAAGAAAUCACAAGACGUUCUACAUCAUAUGUAAGACUUUAAGUGCUAUGGGAAUCAUUGAGGAGGAGUAUAUUGACGAAAUGUCUACCGUUCGAUCGUCGUAUCAACGCACAUUCAAAGCUUUACUCGUUCAAGCGUUGAAUUCCAUAAAGCAAGAACAACUAAUGAAAGAAUCUCAUAUGAUUAUGGAUUCGAACCAUGAAGAAGGAAUAACAAAUGCCAACAAGCAUUCUGUUACUGACUUUCAUGAAAUUCAUAGAUUUCAUGAAAAUCACUCUAAACAUGACCCAAAUUCUCAAAUGUUUAAGAAUAUUUCGUUCCAAGAUAUUCUUGAUCUCGAGAAUAGUAGAUAUAGCAACGAUUUCUUUGAAUUGAAGUUAUUAGGUAAAGGAGGAUUUGCGAGUGUUUGGCAGGCUAGAAAUAAACUAGAUGGGAUAAAAUACGCGAUAAAAAAGGUCAGAUUGCGUGGCGAUAGAAUUCCAGAAGAAAAGGAAAAGAUUUUUCGUGAGAUUAAAUUCCUUGCUAGAUUAGAACAUAAAAAUGUCGUUCGAUAUUAUGGUUCAUGGCUUGAGCAUAUCAAUAGCAAACAGCGAACUGUAGAGACUGAGUUAUCUUCAUUACAUUCAUGGGAGCAUACUUCAAAAUCAAAAGAUUCCAAUAAAUCAUCAACGAGCGGUAGUAGUAAGAUAAUUGAAGACGGUUCACAAGAUGAUUCGGACAUCUUUAGAAUGUCAUUUUCGGAUGAUGAACAGAAAUCAGAGGAUUUCAGUGGAAUUGAUUUCGUAAGAGAGGACCUCUCUGCAGUAGGAGGAUUUAACUCUUCGAAUUCUGUUCAUGAAUAUUCUUCAAGUCUCGAUCAUUCUCAUGGAGAAAACUUUAUCGCAGUAUGCCAAGAUCUGGGUGAUAAUACGCAGAUGGACAAUAAUCGAGACUGGAUGCUCUUUAUCCAAAUGCAAUUAUGUCAUAGCAGUUUACGUGAUUAUUUAAAACGUAGAGAUUCUAACCUCUUGACCACUAAGAAGGAUCCAUUAAAUGCGAUUGAUCGUCAUGCUAGUAUUGAAUUGUUUCGUGGUAUCGUUCACGGCGUUGCUUAUAUUCACUCUCAAGGAUUAAUCCACCGUGAUUUAAAACCGGGAAAUAUUUUCAUGGGCAUCGUUCUCGACAAUGGAUCUGAUCAGAAUAGCUGGAUUGCCGCAGAUAGUUCAUCAUUCUCCGUUGAGCGUUUAGUUCCUAAAAUUGGUGAUUUUGGAUUAGUAACUGCAGUGGAUAACGGUUCUCCUAUUGAUGAUGUCAUACUUUCUAAUAUGUUAAAGUUUAGGGAUGGAGAUAGGAGUCCUGAUAACAUACAACAUGGUUCUGCCUCAUCUUCUUACAAUUAUAAAUCCAGAAGAACCACCGGAGUUGGUACGAUUACGUACGCAUCACCAGAACAAUUGGCAAAACCCGCUUCUUCUUAUAAUGAAAAGGUGGACAUUUAUUCUCUAGGCAUCAUAUUCUUUGAACUACAUUACCCGUUUUCAACUCGACACGAACGUAUUCAAGUUUUAAAAAAUUUGAGGAAUGGAAUCUUGCCAAAAGGAUUUGUUGAAAAGUUUCCUAAAGAAGCCGCAUUCAUUUUAUGGAUGAUGGCUGAAGAUCCGGAUAAAAGGCCUAACGCGAAGCAAAUUUUAGAUUUUGAGUUAUUGGCGGGACCUAUUGAUGGUGAACAUGCAGAAAUGCAACAUAGACUUGUGCAAAGCACACAAAGAUUGGAUGUGAUAACAAAAGAAAAUGAAAUAUUAAAGAAAAAGGUUGCAGAGUUAGAAGAAAAAUUAGAAAAGUGCAAAUGUGGAGUACCAUAUUUUUGA